UCAGAAUUGAGCAAUUAUAUAUAAGAUACCACAUCUUCUUGUCCCAAGUUCGAAUCAUAUUAGUUUUUUUUUUUUUUUUUUUUUUUUUUUUUUUUUUUUUUUUUUAAAUUUUUUUGCACAGAAAAAUAUAACACAUGUGUUUUUUUCAUAUAUGAGCUAAGAAAGAAAACAAUUUGACUAAAUAUUUUCCAUAUCAAAUUGAUUAACUACCUUAUAAUUACAUAUUACAUGUGUUUCAAUUUGAAAUCUACACAGCAUUAUUAUCCUUGUCUAGAGACAAUGGCUUUAAAAUAUUUCAUACAUAAUCAAUGCUAACAAAUCAACAAAUUAAUUAUAUAAAAAGAUCUCUUUCCUUUUUCUUAUGAUAAUCAAAAUAUUUUCCUAAUUAUAACUAUUAAACCCAAACUUAUCCUAGUAGCAAACCAUGCAGUUAACCUAAAAAAUUAUCUUUGAUGAUACAUUUGAAUAUCUUCAUCCAGCUAUCAUAAUGCAUUUUCUACUUUAAUGACACAAAUAAUGUGGUAUAUAAUUGUAAUUAUAAUCAUAAUCUUGUCAUAAAUUAGUUUCCCUUGUCAAAAAUGUGUAUAUAAACCCCUUACUUAUUUAGGAGAAAACACACACACACACACACAAAAAAAAAAAACCCCAUUUCUUCUUGUUUUUUCUCCUCUCUAAUACAAUGACAAGGAAGAAGGUCAAGCUAGCCUUCAUCGCCAAUGACUCGGCCCGAAAGGCAACCUACAAGAAGAGAAAGCGAGGCCUAUUGAAGAAGAUGGACGAGCUGACAACCCUAUGUGAUGUCAAGGCUUGUGCCAUCCUCUAUAGCCCGUACGAGGUCCGACCAGUGGUGUGGCCUACACCAUCCGGGGCCAAAGACGUGAUUGCGAGCUUCAAGAGGCUGCCGGAGAUGGAGAAGGUGAAGAAGAUGGUGAGCCAAGAGGAGUUUUUAAGGCAAAGGGUGGCUAAGGCACAUGAGCAACUUAAGAAGCAACAAAAGGAUAAUAAAGAAAAAGACAUGACUCAAGUUAUGUACCAAUGUUUGACUGGUAAGAGCAUACAAAAUAUGAGUUUAUUAGACUUAAGUGAUCUUAGUUGGGUGAUUAAUCAACAUUUAGGUGAUAUUAACAAGAGGGUUGAUGUUUUUUAAAAAGAAAAUCUCCGCCCUAAUAAAAACAAUAAUAACAAUAGCAAUAAUGUUAAUACUCACUUGGGGGUAGGCUUACCACCAUAUCAGCAUACGAUGCACCCUAAAACAAAAACAAAAAUGGAGGGCGAGUGUUCACAAGGACAAGGAGAUGAUCUCGAUAUGCAACAAUGGUCAUCAUUCAUGGAUAUGAUGGGUCCGCCAAUGACAUUUGAUCAUCAACCUCCUCCUCCACUUCCUCAACAUCAUAAUCAUCAUGGUAUGUCAAUGGGUAAUGGGUUAUGUGGUGUAACAAAUGGUGGUGCUAGUACUAGUAGUAAUACUAGUAAUAACAUUAAUAAUGCAAAUAUGAUGACAAUGAUGAUGGGUCAAUUUGGUGAAUACAAUGGGCAUGCUAUUGAUAAUCCAUCUUUGUGGUCCAAUAAUAAUGCUUUCCUCCCUUGAUGAUGAUAGUGAUGGUGCUGAUGAUGAUGAUGAUGGUCAUAAUGAUGAAAUGGCUAUGAUAUUAUGGAAGUAUGGACAUGAUAUGUUGAAGGUGUUGAAUGUUUAUUUCUAGAUUAUCUUAUUUUAGUAUUGCAAAUUUUAUGUUUUGUUAGAUGAACACAGAUUUUAUCAGCUUUUAGUUUUGGUUGUGAAAUAGAAGAUUGUUUAAAGUGAUAUGUUAUUGGAAUAAUUAAUCUUAAUUUGAGUAUCCUUUCUACUACUAGUAUGUAUUCAAAUUAAAGU
Messenger RNA from Chenopodium quinoa (quinoa), 1870 nucleotides. RefSeq names its product agamous-like MADS-box protein AGL80. Bases 680 to 1147 code for a protein of 155 amino acids. The transcript has a single exon. Gene Ontology annotation, biological process: positive regulation of transcription by RNA polymerase II. Lineage: Eukaryota; Viridiplantae; Streptophyta; Magnoliopsida; Caryophyllales; Amaranthaceae. The record is from RefSeq and is a predicted model, not a curated record. Gene Ontology annotation, molecular function: protein dimerization activity; RNA polymerase II cis-regulatory region sequence-specific DNA binding; DNA-binding transcription factor activity, RNA polymerase II-specific.